AUGGCCGUGUUCUUGCCACUGAUCGUGGCGGUCGCAUCCGCGCUGGAGAUACGGCCGUCGGAGCACGGGCUGGAGUUUCAGAGCCCUCCGCCUGCGGGAGAAAAAUCGUCGCCACAGAUGCGGUCGUUCUUCGUAGGAACAUCGUCGCCAAUUCCGGAUACAACAUUGCCGUUGCCGAAGGCGAUGAAUUCGAGCGAGGCGCCGGGAUGGUGGACCCACCGUGACGGUGGAAAUAAACGAGUAAGAAAUGCAUUAUUGGUGGCGACGGCGGCUUGUGGAAUUACAGGUGUCACUUUAUUAGUGGGUUCUACGCUAUUCUACAUUUAUAAGGUUAAAGCUUUUGGCGUUAACUAUGAUCAUCCCAUUGAUGAUUCUUUUAAUUAG
Cucurbita pepo subsp. pepo (vegetable marrow) is the source of this 384-nucleotide messenger RNA. The record is from RefSeq and is a predicted model, not a curated record. Lineage: Eukaryota; Viridiplantae; Streptophyta; Magnoliopsida; Cucurbitales; Cucurbitaceae.